Cydia splendana is the source of this 1058-nucleotide messenger RNA. RefSeq names its product DNA-directed RNA polymerase I subunit RPA43 (gene Polr1F). NCBI's taxonomy places the organism in Eukaryota, Metazoa, Arthropoda, Insecta, Lepidoptera, Tortricidae. The transcript has 4 exons. Gene Ontology annotation, biological process: DNA-templated transcription initiation. Gene Ontology annotation, cellular component: RNA polymerase I complex. The coding region runs from base 133 to 996 and encodes 287 amino acids. The record is from RefSeq and is a predicted model, not a curated record.
UAUUUGACAUGAAAACAAAAUGUGAUCGCGUGCAAUGUCGGAAAUUGUAAAUUUCAUAUUUCAUAAAAUUGUUUGAUAUUUAUUUAGGUAAUGAACCACUAAUUCACAAAAAAACACUUAUGCGUUUUGAACAUGUCAACUAUUAUAAAAUUCAACCUUAAGGAAUUAAGAAAAUUAGCCAAUGAUAAGAACUCCUGUGUUGUGGAAAAAAAAGUUACACAAAACCUUGCACUGCAGCCUUGGUGUCUUAGUAAUCUCCAGGAAUCAAUAAAAAACCUGUUGGAUUACAAAAUCGGGAAGUUCGAUAAAGAGUUAAACGGCAUUUUACUUAGCUACAAAAAUUUAAGAGUAUUAACCAAUGUGGGCGCAAUACGCAACGAUGGCUCAGACAUUAUGUUUCAAGUACAAGCGGACUACUUCAUAUUUCAACCAUAUGUGGGUGCCACCUUAAAAGGACUGGUAAACAAAAAGAGCAAUACCCAUCUAGGCAUUCUUGUACAUCGUGUAUUCAAUGUGGUGAUUCCCCGGCCAACUGAGGAGCCUGGCAAUGAAUGGAUCGGAUCAGUAGUCCAAGAGGGACAAGUUGUGUUGUUCCGAGUGGUUGUAUUGGAUCUCUAUGGAGCUUUGCCAUACAUUAGGGGAGAACUAGAUGCAAGGUGGGUCAAACUUGGUCCAGAUGAAGAUGAUGAGAUGUUUGAAACAAAUCAAGUGGAACCAGUAACUGUGGACUAUGUAAACUUUGAUAAAAUUAAACCAUUCUAUCAGAAACAAAGUGGAGAUGGCAAACAGUCACCAACAAGGAGCCUGCCAAAGCUUGACAAAGCAAGUCCUGUAAGCAAAAACCAGUCUAAAAGUACAGCUCAAGUAUCUAAAGAAAAAAAUGGUGUAAUUGGCAGUACAUCAAAAAAGAACAUAAAGAAACUGAGCAAAACAUCAGACUGUGAUGCAACCAGUUCUGCUCUAAGACCAUCAAAAAAACAAAAGCGAGAAUCUUGAAUUCAAUAAUAAUUUAUAGGCUUUGACUUAUUGUACAACAUUUUAAGUAUAUUAUUUACUAG